AUGGAUUCCUUAUCUAAAACUGCAGAUAUUGAGACUGGUGUUGGUGGGUGUAUUAGUGAGGAAGAAGAUGAAGAAGAACAAAGGGCUGUUGAUUCCAAGACUUCCUGCAGGUCUUUGGUAAGAACUAAUGGAUCCACUGAAACAACUAUGAACAACAUUAGCAACGUUCAUGUUUUGGAUGAUGUGAAAUUGUUUGAGACAAGAACUAAAGUAGUUAAGGAGAAAAAAUCGUCUAAAAAACCUCUAAGGCCUCCUCGAUCUUCAAAACCUUUGUCACUUGAUGCUGCUGAUCAGAAGCUAAUCAUAGAGAUUUCUCAACUUAUAAUCUUGAAACGGGCUAGAGUUGAGAGAAUCAAAGCACUCAAGAUUAAAUCUGCCAAAGCUACAAGGUUGAAACUCAAGGUUGAAUCACAGUAUGAAACCUAA
Molecule: messenger RNA, 426 nt
Organism: Impatiens glandulifera
Lineage: Eukaryota; Viridiplantae; Streptophyta; Magnoliopsida; Ericales; Balsaminaceae
Exons: 1
Coding region: 1-426 (141 amino acids)
Source: RefSeq, a predicted model, not a curated record